AGUACGGUAGUAGGCUAAGCUACACUCGCUUGAAGUGACAUUCUUGGCAGGCAGCUGUCUUUAAGUCGCGAGUUGUGAUUGGCAAACGUUGUUUCCUGGUACACAUGAUCUGAACACUGUUCGUUCACAUCCGCAUCUACAUCUCUGAAAGACGAGACCAGGCGGCAUCAUGGCUGAUAAAGACAAAGAAAUGCCAGUGGUUGAGGAUGAAGAUGAACCAGAUCUGAACUACCAGCCUCCAGCUCAAAAGAGCCUACAGGAGAUCCAGGAACUGGACAAGGAUGAUGAGAGCUUGAACAAGUACAAGCAGACGCUCCUGGGCUCUGGACCUGUGGUGGCAGAUCCCACCAUUCCUAAUGUUCAGGUGACCCGACUGACUCUAAUGUGCGAUCAGGCUCCUGGACCCAUCACCAUGGACCUGACAGGUGACCUUGAGGCUUUGAAGAAGAAGAAUUUCACCAUGAAGGAGGGUGUGGACUACAGGGUGAAAAUACACUUCAAGGUUAACAGAGACAUUGUGUCUGGACUGAAGUAUGUGCAUCUGACCUACAGGAAAGGACUGAGAGUGGACAAGGCCGUUUACAUGGUGGGCAGCUAUGGUCCGAGAGCUGAGGAGCAUGAGUUCAUGACUCCAGUGGAGGAGGCCCCGAAGGGCAUGAUCGUCCGGGGAAGCUACCACAUCAAAUCCUACUUCACAGAUGAUGACAAGACAGACCACCUGUCCUGGGAGUGGAACCUGCAUAUUAAGAAAGACUGGGACAGUACAGAGUAAAGAGGCUCUUCCUCUUUCUCCCUCUCCCAGAUACAUAGCAACAUACUCAUACAUUUAUGACAGGAGACUUAGGCUAGAUUGUGACCGGAGUUGGCUUUGCAAUUGAUUAAUUAAUAUUUAAUCAAAUAAAAAAUUAAAAAAUGCUGAAGAUUUUCUUACAGUUUAGGCAUAUCAGUCAAUGGUGAGGACACAGUGACUGGCAGGGUUUUAGAAGUGUCUUAGUACCUUGUAUGUAACAACUGUAUAACUAACAGAUGAAAUUCCUCAUGCCUGUACUCUCAGGUUAGUGUACACUGUAAAUGUAAAUAUUACAAUGUCUGUAUUCUUGCAAUGCAUCUAAAGUUCUUUACACAGCCCAAGACCAGUGCAUGCUCGAUUGUUAAGCCAUUGUGUCUGCAAUGGCUAAUUUAAUGUAUUGAUGAAUUAAUCAGCCUGCUGUUAAUGCAGAUAUGUGGAAGUGGUUUGUACUAAGUGUUGCUUGUAUUCCUAAGCAUUACAAAUCAUCAGUGGAGCCCAUAGUCAAACACCUCCUCAUACACUGAACUUUAAGAUCUCUGUUCAUCUCUGUCCAGGUUUCUGUAACUGUGCCUUCCUUUUAGCUUUGAUAUUUGAUUUUCUCUGACAUUCUAAAUUCCAAAAUAAAUACAUUUUAUUGUUUAUAUGCUUGCUCAUACUGUUAUCUGACAAUUUCAUGCAUAUUUUAAUUUCUCUUGAAUUACUUUAUUACUGUGCUACCAUAUUCAGAAUAUGAUCUAUAUAGAAAUAUUAAAAUAGGUAGUAUAGAAUAUUCUGAAUAUUCAUCUGUGGAAAUUAAUGGAUGUUUCUACAGAAUAACAUUCCUUUAAGAAAGUGGAUAAAAUGCUACAGGAAUUGUAUAAUUUGCAUGUGCAUUGGUAUGUAAUGCUUUAUGAGGGAGACAAAUGAUAAAUCAAUGUAAACUGUGAGCUUUUUAGCAAUAUGAAUAAGUAAAAGAGAGAGCACACAUAAAUGUAGCUAAGUGCUUGUUUGUGAGUUAUCAAUUUUUGAUAAGUGUGACUCCACAGUCAAAGGAUAAGAUGUAUUGGAUCUUAUUCAAAUGAAUCGUUAAUCAUAUUUUAAAAUAUUCCCACAUGAUGUAUAUUUUUCUCCUAUUCAUAUUGUGACUGAUAAUGCAAGUGUCAUCAUAAUUAGAUGUUGUUAUUUGAGUAGACAUCAGUCUGUGUAUUGCAUGAUGCUACAUUUUUAAAGAUGUUAAUUAGGGAGUUCAUUGUGAUGUAAGGGGUGCUACAGUAAGCAGGAGUGAUUAAUUUUGUCAGGGCAUUUUCUCAGCUGAAUAAAUAAUUUACUUCAGUAGAUUCUAUAGCUUCUGAAUUGUCUAACCUUUUCAUCCUGUAUUUUUAAUAAAGAUUGGCCUGUCGUUAUUUGUA
Messenger RNA from Myxocyprinus asiaticus (Chinese sucker), 2178 nucleotides. It is a transcript of the gene arhgdig, whose product is annotated as Rho GDP dissociation inhibitor (GDI) gamma. The transcript has 6 exons. NCBI's taxonomy places the organism in Eukaryota, Metazoa, Chordata, Actinopteri, Cypriniformes, Catostomidae. The record is from RefSeq and is a predicted model, not a curated record. The coding region runs from base 170 to 772 and encodes 200 amino acids. Gene Ontology annotation, molecular function: Rho GDP-dissociation inhibitor activity; protein binding. Gene Ontology annotation, biological process: Rho protein signal transduction. Gene Ontology annotation, cellular component: cytosol; cytoplasm; membrane.